Messenger RNA from Thamnophis elegans (Western terrestrial garter snake), 2014 nucleotides. RefSeq lists its product as uncharacterized. The record is from RefSeq and is a predicted model, not a curated record. NCBI's taxonomy places the organism in Eukaryota, Metazoa, Chordata, Lepidosauria, Squamata, Natricidae. Bases 196 to 1863 code for a protein of 555 amino acids. The transcript is spliced from 2 exons.
UCCUCCGGCUCUCCCGCGGGUCGCUGGGUCCUGGAGCCGUUGCCCUUUCCUUUUCCUCCUUUCGCGUUCCCACUCCCCACCCCAUGCGGGUGGCGGAGGGGAAGUAGUCUCUGGUGGCUGCAGCAGCAACAGAAGCGGUGGCAGCAGCUGGAGUGCAAAUCCGGGCAGGUCACUCUGGCUCUCCCUUCCCCGAGCAUGUCCCGUUGCUGCUGGCACCGCUGGAGUGAAUCCAUGGCAAAUCAAUUGAAGAGAUCUACAAAGCUCUCUCAACGCUGUUCUUCCCUGACCUUACAGGAUGAGACAGAUGCCCCUAAAGUUUCUGCUUCAUCUUUCCACCCUAAGAAACAAACUGGUGCGAUGCCAUUGAAUGUGUCCCGAUGCCGUCGCGCAGAAUCCUUUGCUGCGCCAGAUUCAAUCGUAGUGACUCUGCUCCAGGCCUUGGCCCAGAUAGGAGUCCCACUUUCGGAGGCAGAGCGCUUUGAGGCUCUUGUGCAGCAGGCAGGGACUAGGCGACCAUUCCCCUCCCUUGCACAGCUUUAUCGUAGCUUCCUUCCUGCCCUGAGACAACGGCAUGAAUUGGCUCUUUGUCACAGCCUUCGGCAUCAGGAUGCCUUUGUCUUCCUUCAUGAGGCUACCACAGACGACGGACGGAUAGCCCUUGGACUCUCCCUUUCGCCUCUUAAUAGACUUGGGCAGUCUCCACUGCUUCUUGGGAUUGAGAUCCUGGAAGAGUUGAGCCGUCCCUUAGUGGCCCGUGCUGUUGCCCGUAUGCUGAGUGAAGGGCAUGUUUUGUUCCACCGGGUACUGGCUGUGGUCACUUCAGGGGGUGUGCCUAUGAGCCAGGCCUUCGCUGCAAAUGGGAUUUUGGGUGAGGUGUUGCCGGCUGCCCUUCAUGUUCCUUGCUUGUAUCAUCAGUUGGAGUUGGUGAUAGAGCUAUGGCAAGAUAAGUUAGAAAGGCUGGUUUCACUGCAGCAUCUUCUGGAUGAGACGUUUGGACGGCGUCCAACUCUCCGUCACCAUUAUGCACUAUUCCUGAAAGAGCAUGAACUGAAGCUGUCUCUCCCUGUGUGCAAUAGGCAGGCCGGCCCUGAGGUUUGGUUGGAGAAAGCAAUAGGCAUUGCAGACCAUCUCCCAGUUCUGAGGGAAUUUGUAGCAAGUGAUGAAGUCGAGGGACCCAUUAUGGCAAAAUUGCAGAGUAUCUUAGUGGAGAAUGGCAAGCAACUUGUGGCAGAAGCCACUUUUAUAGCUGAGCAUGCCCAAGGUCUGUUGGCCACGGUACGGUUUCUCCACCAGACAGGUGAGCCCCUGGCCCACCGAAUCUAUGGAGAACUAGAUUCCUUGCGAGUUUCUUUCUCCUAUCACUUAGAUUCAAGACUGGGGCCCAAAACAGAACAGCAUCUGGCUUUGUGCCCACCUCAGUGGGCACAACAGUUUCGUGAAAUCUUAGCUCAGAGCCUGAGUCUCCUGGAGUGCUUGUUUGACUAUCAUCCUGCGAUGCCCACCUUGAAAGCAGUGCGGGCACUUGAUCCCAAGCAACUGGGGGCUGUAGGAUGGAACCAGAUAGAGAACGACCAAGGGAUCCCUGGCCUAUUGGGGGUGCCAGAAAUGGAAUGGUUUCGGUAUCAACAUUUGGCUGAAGCAGCUCCUGUUGACGUCUCCUUGGCUCAGUGGUGGGAGGCACAAGCUGAGCAGCUUCCUGUGCUGAGUCCACUGGCCCGGCGAUUCCUCUGGCUGCCUGUCUGUUUUCCCAAGUCUCCCUUCCUCCCAGGAGGUUUCUUCAAACUACCAGUGGCUGAGGAUGGCUUUACACAGGAAGGUGCACGUCUCUUAUGCAUGCUUAAGUAUAACCGCAAGCUCCUUUAAUUGACUACUUCUGUGUAAUUUAUCCAGGACUGGGCAACGUUCACUUGGAAUGGUGCAAAACCUCUAGUGUUUACUUUGGUUUUAUGAGAAUUUCAAAUAUUUGUCUUGUUAAUUAGAUGGAAAGUCACAAAAUAGCCUGAUUGUAAAACUA